Psammomys obesus (fat sand rat) is the source of this 1194-nucleotide messenger RNA. RefSeq names its product tear acid lipase-like protein. NCBI's taxonomy places the organism in Eukaryota, Metazoa, Chordata, Mammalia, Rodentia, Muridae. Gene Ontology annotation, biological process: sterol metabolic process. Gene Ontology annotation, cellular component: intracellular membrane-bounded organelle. The record is from RefSeq and is a predicted model, not a curated record. The transcript has 9 exons. Bases 1 to 1194 code for a protein of 397 amino acids. Gene Ontology annotation, molecular function: sterol ester esterase activity.
AUGUGGUGGCUGCUGAGAACAAUGUACCUGCUCCAUAUAAUUGGAAAUAUAUUUUGUUUAUUCAAGCCAAAACCCAGAAAUCCUGAAGCCAAUAUGAAUGUUGGUGAGAUGAUUUCUUACUGGGGUUAUGUAUAUGAAGAGUAUGACGUGGUGACUGAAGAUGGUUACAUCAUCACAGUUUACAGAAUUCCACAUGGGAAGAACGAGUCUAGAAAUUUAGUUCCAAAGCCAGUAGUUUAUUUGCAUCAUGGGUGGACUCUAUCUGCUUCUAUUUGGAUUCUCAACCCUCCCAGCGGCAGCCUGGGCUUCCUUCUUGCAGAUGCUGGUUUUGACGUGUGGAUGGGGAACAGCAGGGGCAACACCUAUGCCAGGAAACAUGUGUACCUAGAUCCAGAUUCCAGAGAAUUCUGGGCUUUUAGUUAUGAUCAACAAAUAAAAUACGACAUUCCUGCCACCAUUGACUUCAUUAUAAACAAAACAGGACAGAAGCAUAUUUACUAUAUUGGCUACUCUGAGGGCACUCUUCUCGCCUUUGGGGCAUUUGCAACAAAUCCACAAUUGGCUCAGAAGAUCAAAAUAAAUUUUGCACUGGGUCCAGCUGCGACUGUUAAACACAUGUCAGGGCUUUUACGCCUGAUCGGAUACGUGAAAAAAACUCUGAGCAAGAUCCUCUUUGGUGAAAAAGACAUAUUUUCAAAUUCAGAUGUUAAAUAUUUUGUGCAGUUUUUGUGCCAACGUGAGAUAAUUGGAAGACUAUGUAAUUAUUUACUUACUCUGAUAUCUGGAUAUAACCCCCAAAAUUUAAAUGAGAGUCGUUUUGAUGUGUAUGCCGGACAGGCUCCUGUGGGGACUUCGGUUCAAAGCAUGCUUCAUUAUUCUCAGGCAAUCAGAACAGGAGAAUUCCAAGCCUAUGACUGGGGAAGUUCAUCUCUGAAUAUGCUGCACUACAGUCAGCCCACACCUCCGUUAUAUGAGGUAAAGAAGAUGAAGGUCCCAACUGCCAUGUGGAGUGGUGGACGAGAUCUUCUGGCAGAUCCAACAGACGUUAAAAAGUUGGAAGCCAACAUCUCCAAUCUCAUUUAUCAUAAGAAGAUUGCUGACUAUAGUCAUUUGGAUUUUGUGAUAGGUUUAAAUGCUCCCGAUGAAGUGUUUAAUGAAAUUGUUACAUUCAUCACUGAAGAUCAGUCAGGUUGA